This is a messenger RNA of Juglans regia (Persian walnut), 580 nucleotides long. RefSeq lists its product as uncharacterized. Bases 13 to 354 code for a protein of 113 amino acids. The transcript has a single exon. NCBI's taxonomy places the organism in Eukaryota, Viridiplantae, Streptophyta, Magnoliopsida, Fagales, Juglandaceae. The record is from RefSeq and is a predicted model, not a curated record.
UACGACGACAACAUGAGCAAACGAGCCAACGGUCCAAAGCUGGAAUUGGAGCUGAACUUGUCGCCGCCAAGGCGGGAACACUCGCCUGCUGAGUCUCUAAAUGUUUCGAACUCUUCUUCGUCGGAAAUGUCCGUUGAAGGCUCAUGCGUUUCAUCAGAGCCUGAAGAUCAGCCUAUGACGUUGCAGUACUCCCCAAGCAACGCGGAACCCAGAUCGAUGAUGCUCGUAGGAUGUCCCAGAUGCCUCAUGUACGUCAUGUUAUCCGAGUUGGCUGAUCCAAAAUGCCCCAAAUGCAAGAGUACUGUCUUGCUCGAUUUCCUCAAGGAAGAAAAUGCCAGGAAUACAAGAAACUGAGCUAGCUAGCUGGAGCAUGCAUUUGCAUGGCUUCCUUUUCCUGUUCCUCAUCAGCAUCAAUUCCAACUGCGCGCUUCUCUUCUCUUUUUUUCUUUCUUUCUUUUCUUUCUCGAUGCUAGCUUAAUUUGGCUUGACCUUAUUUAUUUUUCUAAUUCAGCUUUUAUUUUCUUUCUUCGAUCAGCUUUAAUUAUUUUAAGGUGUUUCUCUUGUCUACUAUAUAUUAAUU